CGCUAUUGUGCAUAUAUUUAAUCGUUGACAUCUGCUAAGUUUAGAAUGGAUGCGCUCUCAGUGGGUAAUGUGCAAUAAUUAAAAAAGAAAUUGUCCUAAACACCUUGAAAGAUUCUUUCGUUGAAAAUUGUAACAUAUUUAUGAUGCAUCUUAACGUGAACUUCGGUGAUAGAUUUGUGUCAAAAUAGCAAUAUUUAUCUAAAUGAAACCCAUCCACACCGUGCAGUGGUAGAGCCUAACUAAGAGUUAGUUAUUAUGACAAAUUGUCUAUAUUUGGGUGGAAGCUGGCUGUAUCGACGUUCCGGACGUCCUGCGCACGCCCGGGGCCGAGACAACUCGUCCCAGAAUUCUGCUGCGAUAGGCAGUCGUUCGUAUUACGUACUCCGAGUGCAUUGCUUUUAGCUUACAAUUUGCGGUAUCGUAACUCUCGUGACUGUACUAUCAAUCGGCUAAAAUGGGUAAGGAGAAGACUCAUAUUAACAUCGUUGUGAUCGGGCAUGUGGACUCGGGCAAAUCGACCACCACUGGCCAUCUCAUCUACAAGUGCGGCGGCAUCGACAAGCGAACCAUCGAGAAGUUCGAGAAGGAGGCCCAGGAGAUGGGCAAGGGCUCCUUCAAGUACGCCUGGGUACUUGACAAGCUGAAGGCCGAGCGCGAGCGCGGUAUCACCAUCGACAUCGCCCUUUGGAAGUUCGAGACCGCCAAAUACUACGUCACCAUUAUUGACGCGCCCGGCCACAGGGACUUCAUCAAGAACAUGAUUACCGGCACCUCGCAGGCGGACUGCGCGGUGCUGAUCGUGGCGGCGGGCACGGGCGAGUUCGAGGCGGGCAUCAGCAAGAACGGUCAGACCCGCGAGCACGCGCUGCUCGCCUUCACGCUGGGCGUCAAGCAGCUCAUCGUGGGCGUCAACAAGAUGGACUCCACGGAGCCGCCCUACCACGAAGCGCGCUACGAAGAGAUCAAGAAGGAAGUCUCCUCUUACAUCAAGAAGAUUGGGUACAAUCCGGCGACCGUGGCAUUCGUGCCGAUCUCAGGAUGGCACGGUGACAAUAUGCUCGAGCCGUCCGAUAAGAUGCCCUGGUUCAAGGGGUGGACCAUUGAACGCAAGGACGGCAAGGUCGAGGGCAAGUGUCUCAUUGAGGCUCUGGACGCGAUCCAGCCCCCGUCGCGGCCGACCGAGAAGCCUCUGCGGCUGCCGCUGCAGGACGUAUACAAGAUCGGCGGCAUCGGCACCGUGCCCGUCGGCCGCGUGGAGACCGGCAUCCUCAAGCCGGGUAUGGUGGUGGUGUUCGCACCGGCCGCCAUCACCACCGAGGUGAAGUCUGUAGAGAUGCACCACGAGGCGCUGCCCGAGGCUAUGCCCGGAGAUAACGUGGGCUUCAACGUCAAGAACGUGUCAGUGAAGGAAUUGCGUCGCGGAUAUGUCGCCGGAGACUCGAAGAACUCUCCGCCCAAGGGCGCCGCCGAUUUUACAGCUCAGGUGAUCGUGCUGAACCACCCGGGGCAGAUCAGUAACGGCUACACGCCGGUGCUGGACUGCCACACGGCUCACAUCGCCUGCAAGUUUGCCGAGAUCAAGGAGAAGUGCGACCGCCGUACCGGUAAGACGACGGAGGUGGAGCCGAAGUCGAUCAAGUCCGGGGACGCAGCGAUCGUGACUCUGGUGCCGACGAAGGCGCUCUGCGUCGAGUCGUUCCAGGAGUUCCCGCCUCUCGGCCGCUUCGCCGUGCGCGACAUGCGCCAGACCGUCGCCGUCGGUGUCAUCAAGAGCGUGACGUUCAAGGAGGUGACCACAGGUAAAGUCACCAAGGCCGCCGAGAAGGCGCAGAAGAAGAAAUAACUAUGGGGCACAUCAAUCAUUGUGCUGCAGCCGGUAGCGAUCGUCUGCAACAUUGCGUCACCCCCCUCCCCCUCCUCCUCCCGCGUUCUUACCGCCCCCCACCCCGCGCCCCCCGCGCCCCCCGCGCAUGGCAGCGUGAGACGCGCAGCUGGCGAUCGCUCCGGCGCAUCGGUCAUCACCGAUCCCUCAGUAUCGUUGUCGUGUCCCUAUGUCAACAAUCAUAGCUUCUUCACUGGUGACAUCACCUCCCCCCGUAUUACGUGCAUUUAUCGUAGCGAGAUGUGUUUAAAGUUAAUUCGUUUUAGUUACGCUUAUGUGUUAAGUUUAUGUAUUUGUGAUUACUUUAGUCGUAAGUUACUCGCCAAGUUUGAGUUCCCGCACUUGAAAGCUCGUUACGUUUUGUUCUUUCAUCGCAAAGAGUUUAGGAGGAAAGGCAACGGCGCGAUUAUUGGAUUUUUAAACCGUUUCACUACGUCGUGCUCGUUCACUCGUUACCUUGUCUAAAUUUAUAGUUCGUUUACUAAUGUUCAGUUUGUUCAACUUUUCCUUUAGACGUUUCAUUUUUUUAUUUAUUUGGUAACUUCGAGUUCUGUUCGUUUCAUUUCAUUGUAAUUAUUAAAUUUCUAAGAUGUUAUUACUUUUUAAGAGCGUUAUUUUCUUACGGUAGAGGAUAUGUAGGGAUUUAAGAGUAAAGCAAAACAUCAGAGUGUAUAAUAUGAGGGACGGUUUAGAACCGGAUCCCUUUAGUUGAUUUAGCAGUACGAUUUUAAAACGUUGAAAACGUUGGAUAAAAAUUUGUGAAGUACG
Messenger RNA from Papilio machaon (common yellow swallowtail), 2650 nucleotides. RefSeq names its product elongation factor 1-alpha 2. Gene Ontology annotation, biological process: translational elongation; translation. The record is from RefSeq and is a predicted model, not a curated record. The transcript has 11 exons. Lineage: Eukaryota; Metazoa; Arthropoda; Insecta; Lepidoptera; Papilionidae. The coding region runs from base 455 to 1843 and encodes 462 amino acids. Gene Ontology annotation, molecular function: GTPase activity; translation elongation factor activity; GTP binding.